UUUUUUUUUUUUUUUUUUUUCUUUCUUGAUACAAUUAUUAUUAUGACUACAUCUGCAAAACCUACUGAAUCCAUUUUGGGGGAUAGUCUCAAAGUUGAAUCCUCCCUUGAUAGUCUAUUCAAGAAUAGUGCUGGUCCUAGUGAUGCUGUAUCAAAACCUAUUGCUACACCUAUUCUUCCUUUUGAAAACAAUACUGACUCCAUUACUACAACACCUGAAUCUAAAAAGCGAAAGAAAAUCGAUACGACCAUACCAGCUGAAGAUGAUAUCCUUGCUAUGGAAAGUUUACGAAAGAAGAAUCGACCUGCUGUAUUGACAGGUGACAAACAAGAAAAACAAAAAGAAAAGGACGAACGUACAGUGUUUGUGGGCAAUUUACCGAUAUCCAGCGCAACCAAACAAGGCACCAAGGAACUACAUAAAUUAUUUGGAAAGUAUGGCAAGAUAGAAUCUAUUCGAUUCCGAUCGUUUGCUAUGGCCAAUCAUAUGGAUCGCAAAGGAGCGUAUAUCACCAAAAAGUUCCAUAACAAUCGUGAAGAAGUCAAUGCGUAUGUGGUAUUCAAGACAAAGGAUGAAGCUGACCAAUGUGCCAAAGAGCUAGAUGGACAAGUUUAUCAGGAAAAACAUUUGCGAGUGGAUAAUGCCAAUGCAUCAACGGCUGUUGAUCAUAAGCGAUCUGUAUUUUUGGGACAAUUACCAUUUGAUGUGAAGGAUGAAGAAUUAUGGGACUUUUUCAAGACUGGAUGUCAAGUACAACGAGUACGUACGGUACGUGAUGCUCAAACCAACGUGGGUAAAGGAUUUGGAUUUGUACAAUUUGAAGAUCGUGAUUCUGUGACGGUGGCAUUAGCUAUGGAAGACAAGGUAUUCAGAGAACCUAAUCACAAGAUUCGAAUUCAACGAUGUGAUAAAUUGGAAGAUGGAGCUAGAGGAUCAGCCAAGAAAUUUAGCAAACAUAACCUCAAGAAAUCCGCCAGUAAAAUCAACAAAAAGAAAACAACAAAGAAUGAAAAAGGAUCCAAACGUCGAACACUUCCCACUCCCAAGCUGAUGGAAGGAACAAGAUCAAAUAAGGAACAAGGAAAUCCUCUUAAAAUUGCCAAGAUUGUGAAAAAAGCAAGCAAGAAAUCAUCCAAGAAAUAGAUUACCUUUAAUUAGUUUACUAUUUUUAUUUCUAUGAAUCAUUUGUCAUUAUAUGCAUCAAUAAAUUACAUACACAUCAUGAAUGGAAAAAAAAGAGUUGAUUUUAUUUAUUUAUUUUUUUUUUAUUGAUAUAUUGUCUAAGUUCACAUUUGGGUAGGAAGAGGAUAAUCAAAAU
Molecule: messenger RNA, 1318 nt
Organism: Halteromyces radiatus
Lineage: Eukaryota; Fungi; Mucoromycota; Mucoromycetes; Mucorales; Cunninghamellaceae
Exons: 4
Coding region: 43-1143 (366 amino acids)
Molecular function (GO): RNA binding
Source: RefSeq, a predicted model, not a curated record